Molecule: messenger RNA, 3327 nt
Organism: Aedes aegypti (yellow fever mosquito)
Lineage: Eukaryota; Metazoa; Arthropoda; Insecta; Diptera; Culicidae
Product: zinc finger protein 569
Exons: 5
Coding region: 125-3244 (1039 amino acids)
Biological process (GO): regulation of transcription by RNA polymerase II
Cellular component (GO): nucleus
Molecular function (GO): RNA polymerase II transcription regulatory region sequence-specific DNA binding; DNA-binding transcription factor activity, RNA polymerase II-specific; zinc ion binding
Source: RefSeq, a predicted model, not a curated record
CACAGAUGAGAGUCGGAAAAAAUGUGGCAACACUGGGAUGGAAUGACAGAAAAUAUAAACAACAACAUUCGCGGAAGCCUCAACGAUUUUUUGGUGACGCAGGUGAUUUUCAACCAUAUACGCCAUGAAUUGGCAACGCCCAAAAGUGUGCCGAAUAUGUCGUGCCCCGGACAACGACGACCUGAUUUCGGUUCGAUUGAUCCAGGACAACAUUACCAUCGCCCGGAUGGUGGAGGAGCUGACCGGCAUCCAGGUAAUGCUGGACAAGAACCUACCGCAGAACAUUUGCCUCCGGUGCCUGGAACGGCUCCGGAAUGCCCACCAGCUUCGCCAGCAGUGCAUCGAGUCGGAUCAGCUGCUGAGAGGGGAGCUGUACCCGGAAGGGAGCGUAAGAGAAUUUCCGUGCAAGAGCGGAUCCAAUGAUAUGGUAAAGUUGGAAAUCGAGGCUUUGGAGGAGGAGCUUGAACCGGAAGAAGGUUUGGAAGCAAUGGCUGAGCGAGUGGAUUUGGACAUCAUAGUUGAAGAGGCUGAAGAAGGAUCGCCGGCGGAAGCAGUGGUGGAGCAAGAGGAAAGUAAAUUAACGGCUGCUCAAGAGCUGAUAGACAUUCUGGCUCCAGAGGAGAGCACCGGGAAGAAACACGAGAUGGUGUAUUUGAAUGACCUCGAUGAGAAGGAUUAUGAAGUACUGUUAGAAAGGGAUCAUUACGAUCAUAUCAAGUUUACAGCGGCCAGCUGUUGUGGUUGUUCCGAGCGGUUUGAGAACAGGGAAGAUAUGAAGGGGCAUGAGAUGAAGGCGGCGCUUCACGAAUGCCCAAUAUGUUACGAGCGGUCCUCCAAUUCGGAUGCCAUUUCGUUCCAUCGAAACCGGAUCGGUUCAGAUCGUUACCAUUGUCGCGAAUGCGGCUUAUUGUUGGACAACCGAGAACUAUUGUUUCACCAUCUGGAGACUAUCCACACCAUUGAGAUUAAUGCAGAAGAAUCAAGUCAAGGUUACAAUGAGGAAGAUCUCGACGAAAGUAUGGCAAAGGAUCAUGCUCCUUCGACAACUUUGGCCAAUUUUAGCGAGAACCAGUACCGCCUAUUAGUAACGGAUAAGGAUUACGAUUUGAUUGAAUUCCUCUGGCUUCGAUGCUGUGGUUGCGAGGAGCUAUUCGAACGCAGGGAGGAUUUUGAAGCCCAUUCAAAGGAACGGCACUUCCCAGAUCGAAUAGAACGGGACGAACAGAACCCUUACGAAUGCAGCAUUUGCUUCCAACGCUUUUCCAAGAAGGCAUUGCUGACGUUCCAUCGGAAUAAGCCCAAUAAACGGCGGAUAGUUUGCCGGGUUUGUGAAGGAAUAUUCAAAGGGGGAAGUGCCUGGCAGAAGCAUAUGGGCAAGUGCCAUAAGAUGUUCGUGGAAAAGGCUGAUUUCGAAGAUGGCCAGCCAGUGUCGUCUGUAGUUGAACAAAUGGAAGUCGAUGAAUGCGAUGUGGCAGAGGAGGACUGCAAGAGCGAUGCUUAUAGUAUUGAAGGUAUUGAAUACAUCGAAGAAUCGUUGACCGAUUGUCAGGACGAUCCCAGUGACGACGACGAAGAGCCGAAAUCCAACGACGGUGACGACGACGACGACGAAGAGGAAAGCACUCAUCCCAAGGACAGUAGUAAAUACAUAUCUACCCGUCAGCGGAAGCAAAUGGCCUUGAUCCCUGGGAAUUUCGUACGCGUAGUCGCACAGUACGAUGGAUAUAACAUUGUCGAGAUAAUCAAGGAACGUUGUUGCUCUUGUUUGAAAUUCUUCGAUUCUAUUCAGGAGCUGAACGAACACACCAAAGAGCAUCGAACGAAAUCCUUAGAUGAGGAAUAUCCUCAGAAGAAAAAUUCUAUAAUUUAUGAAUGCGAAUACUGCUUAAAGAAGUUCGAUAUUGCCAUGAUCUUCGUCGUCCAUAAACGUAUUCGCGAGCAGAAGCAAUUCUACCAGUGUCGAUUGUGCGAUUUCGUGAUCGAGUCUGAAUCGCGGCUGAAGAACCACAUGCUCUUCAACGACCAGCACGCGAAGUUCUACAAUCUCAUACGGGAGGAUGUGAGCGAUCGGUACGAUGCCGUUACGUUACCCGGGUUCCGCUGCUGUGGUUGUGGGUCAUAUUUUGAAGACGAAUCGGCACUGGUCGAGCAUUCUAAGCGUGAUCAUCCACGAGACCCAUCGAAAGACAGUGUCAAGCGCAAGCAUGCUUGUUCGAUUUGCGAUAGACGUUUCUCCAAUGUAGGAGAAGUGACCGCCCAUCAACAAAAGCAAAGCUCCAUGGUACGAUACUACUGUAAGCUGUGCGACUUUGAAUCUCCCAGUAACGCGCGAAUGCUCAAACACCUCUACAGCUCGAUCCACAACGAAUCCCUGCCGGCCAUCGAGGUGCAGCAAGUGGAAGUACGGUCUCGUAAGCUGGGCUCCGUUCGGUACUGUUGUUUCGAGGAAUGCGCACUUCCCUUCCACAACUUCUCCCAGCUUCAGGAACACGUCCAGCAACACCACCAGGUCGAGCGGGAAGCAAACGAAGCGAUGGCCGAAGCCGAAAGCGACGAUACUACUGGUGCCGUUGGCCGCCGGUGGCAAUGCGAUUGCUGCGGGCGGGUGUUUCGAACCGGAGCCGUUCUCAAACAGCACCAGUUCGCGCAUCGAGUGCCGAAGAGUUUCGUCUGCGCGGUUUGCGGUGUGGCGAAAUCGAACAAGGCGGCCCUUACGGUGCACGAGAUGAAGCACACCGGAGAGCGGCCGCAUGGUUGUGAGUUGUGCGAUAAGCGCUUCACGUCCAAGACCAUCCUGAACUCGCACAUGAAGUGCCACUUCCCCAAGCAGCACCAGUGCCCGGACUGUGGCGAGAAGUUUGCCCGGGGUGAGAAUCUCAAACGGCACAUCCGCCAUCGCCACUCGGAGGCCACGUUCUGCUGCAGUUACUGUCCGCGGAAGUUGAAAACGCGCGAAGCGCAGAUCCUUCACGAGCGAUCGCACACCGGCGAGAAGCCAUUCGACUGCCGAACGGAUGGCUGCACUAAACGGUAUGCGAGUAUCACCGACCGGAGGCGGCACGAGAUGGCCAGCCACACGGGCGAACGGCCCCAUAAGUGUUCUUUCUGCGCGGCAUCGUUUGUGCGGAAACGGCAGUUAACGAUUCACGAGCGGAAACACACUGGAGAACGGCCGUUUGCGUGUGAACAGUGCGGGAAGGGUUUCAUCGAUGCGCCGCUGCUGAAAAAACAUAUUUGUUCAUAGUAGGUAUCUAUGAGCAAGAGCACGCUGUAAUGCACUAAAUGUAGGUUUGAAUAGGUCGAAUAAAAAAUAUAUAGAAUUACAAA